This is a messenger RNA of Cokeromyces recurvatus, 2025 nucleotides long. RefSeq lists its product as uncharacterized. The record is from RefSeq and is a predicted model, not a curated record. Bases 1 to 2025 code for a protein of 674 amino acids. Gene Ontology annotation, molecular function: protein binding. Gene Ontology annotation, biological process: SCF-dependent proteasomal ubiquitin-dependent protein catabolic process. Lineage: Eukaryota; Fungi; Mucoromycota; Mucoromycetes; Mucorales; Mucoraceae. Gene Ontology annotation, cellular component: SCF ubiquitin ligase complex. The transcript has 13 exons.
AUGUCAAUCAUAAAUGAUGAAUCCUUAGUCUAUCUUUUGGGUCUAGGAUUUCAUAUUGAUUUAUGUAAACAAGCUUUAAAAGUCAAUAGUACGCUUGAGGACGCUAUUGAGUGGUUAUUAGAUCCAAGUCGACCUCCUACAACAAAAAUUGAAUUUACAAAGCCUAUAGCUUCUUCUUCUUCUUCUUCUUCGUCUAUGCUUAGCAUACCCAUAUUAUCAGAAAAAGAAAAAGAGAAUGAAAAUAGCAAAUUACUUCAGCAAAAGGAAUUCAAACGUCUUACUGAUGAGUUAAAUCAAGAAAAAAGAAGAGAGAAGGAAGCGAAAAAAAAGAUAUUAAUAGAUAUUGAACAAGACAAAGAAAGAAGACGUAGAAUAAAGCAACGCACUUGGAAUGAACGACAACAACAGCAAAAACAAAACAUUGACAAGAGUGCUUUAUCUUUAUCAGAAACACAAAAUUUUGCAUAUAUUCAAUUCAAACUUACAGAUUUUUCAAUUGUUCGCGAAUAUUUUCCUGUAGAAGCAACAGUAAAAGAUGUACUAUUUUUUGUUCUAGACAAGGAAAUGAAGUUAUCUUUGCAACAGGACUUGUCUAUAGAGAAUAUAUCGUUAGAUAGAACUUUCCCGAGAAAGAGUUUUACUAUUCAGGAUGGUUUAUUGAACAUGCAUGAAGCAGAAUUUUUACCAAAUGUUGCUUUAAAUGUUAAACUAAUUCAAUUCAAUGCAACAAGUACUGAUGAAACAAUACAUCAAGAAGAUACUAAUGGAUCUAUGAAUGAUACGUCAGAAAGUUUAAAUGAUGUUAUCCAUAAUGAAAUGGAUACAGACGAUAAUGAAGACAUAUUUGAUUUGAACCAUUUAAAUGCCAUACUUCAUCCUCAUCAAACUUUUCUUUGGAAUGAAACAGUAGAAACAGGGCAUCGUUUAACUGAUCCUUCACCAUCUUCUCAUCUUAAUGAUGAAAAUAACUCUACUGCAAAUAGUUCAAUAGAAGAAGAAGAAGAAGAAAUGGCUGUUAUCAAUAGACGAUCUAAUUUUUUGAAUGCUUUUGAAAAUCGUCGUUUAUCUUUGGUUCAUGAAGAUAAUAGUAACCCACAACAUAAGAUAGCAGAAUCUUUAUUAGAUUAUUUAGUAAAAAAUGGAAAAUUAAAUGUGUCAACUCUGAGUAGACUAGCAAAAAAAUGUUAUUUGCAAAAUGUAGUAUUAGAUUCAUAUCAAUAUUGCACUAAUUCAUUAGUGGAUGAAUUAGCAAAAUCAAAUUCAUCUCUAUCUGUUACUAGACUAAGUCUCCGUGGAUGUGAUAUUGUUACAGAUCAUGGUAUUCACUCUUUAACAGGACUAAAACACUUGAAUUAUUUGGAUCUAAGUAACUGUAAAGUGACAGACAAAGGCUUAAAAUCACUUGAAAACUUGUAUAAUCUUAGUUAUCUUAAUUUAUCAAAAACUAAGAUUACAGAUCAUGGACUUUUAUCCAUGACAGUCAAUGCAAAAUUUAAAGAUCGACUCGAAAUAUUAAUUCUUGAUGGCUGUUUACACUUGAAUAAACAUAUGAAAGAAAAUAAUAUUCUAGUCUCUAUUAUAAAUGGAUUUACACAUCUUUUACAACUAUCUUUAGCGUAUACUUAUAUUCAACACCAACAACAAGAGUUACGUUUAAGAAAGGAUCCCGAAAUUAAGUUAAAGCAUUUAGAUCUUAGUCAUACCUGCUUACUUGAUAGAGAUAUAAUACAUAUAGUUUGCCAACUUCAUAUGCUUAUUGAACUCAAAUUAGGUGGUUGUGAAUUUUUGACUACAAGAAAGUUAACUCAACUAAGAUAUAUUCAAUUUCCAAACCGUGAACAUAAGCUUGAUAAUGUUUUAUCAAAAUUCAAAGAUUUACCCUUAGACUACCUUGAUUUAACAGGGUUUUUCAACGUGACUGAUGAAGGUCUUCAAUCUAUUGCAUGUAUGAAAAAGUUACGUUAUUUGAGUUUAGAUGGAACUAAAGUAUCAGAUGAAGGAAUUGUACUAUUAAAAGGUAUUUAA